AAGAAAUGUCAAGUUUCUAAAACAGAGUUUAAAACCUAUAGUGUGAAGAAGCCAAUCAUGACUUACCUAUUACAUUGAUUUGUUUUAACAAGGACUGUUAAAAAAGGAAAGUUUGUACAACUUGUGUAGAGGAAUUUCAUAAAAAUCAUACAGAGAAAUUGGCAUCGCUGGAAGAUGUUGAAGCGUUUAUCAAAAAUAAUUAAAUCAAAUAAAGAGGAACUUUCCAAUGCAAUGAUAUCUUAGGGAAGUUCGAUGAAUUUAAAAAUGAUGUCCUCAGCCAAUUAAAAGUAUUGGAAUUCAUCUUAAAGGAAAAAGUACGUCAAUUAUUUCGCAAUUUGAAUAAUACAGGAAAUAAAUUGUAGCAAAUAGGCGAUGAAUGUGAAAAUGACCUCAAUGAACUAUAAACCAAAUGCAAUAAAUAGAUUGAGGAAUUUAAAAUUGAAUGGGAUAAAAAACUCAGCUCAUUUAAAUCUAUUCUUACUCCAAUCCACAUUAAUUUAAAGAGGUUUGAAAAAUUAAGCGAAUAGGAAAUAGAUUUAAACCCAUAAUAGGUAAACAUUAAUGUUCUGUACGCGAAAUAAACAAUUAAAUUAACUAAGUUGAAUUUAUCAUUCCUAUAAAAUGCUUUUUAUGAUAAAUAAAUAGAAUUAGAAUUCUCUAUAUUCAAAAAUAUGUAUCUAAUGUAUUAAUUGUAAUAGGAAUUUAUAAGAAAAAAUACAUAAUUGGAAAGCCAUUGUAAAUCACAAUUAAAUGAAAAUUGAAAAGGAUUCAUAUCAAAUUUAAAUGCCAGAUAAUGUAUAUUUCAAAGAAGGAGAAUGCUACAGUUUGGAAAUCAAAAGUAAUUAAGAUGUUAAAUUUAAAUUAUCAAAUGAACAAAGUUUGGAAAAUCAACUUAUUGGGUUUUAAUAAACUGAUUAUGAAAAAGAAUCUUUCAAAACUGAUUAGAAGAUAACAAUCAUCAGUUAAAGUGCAAGUGGAUUAUUAGUCUCAAUUGAGGCAUUUGUAGAAUGAUAAAAAG
Molecule: messenger RNA, 1018 nt
Organism: Paramecium octaurelia
Lineage: Eukaryota; Ciliophora; Oligohymenophorea; Peniculida; Parameciidae
Source: the annotation of a GenBank genome assembly